AUGUCUAACACGACACAAUUAUUGACCGAGUUCCCAGAGCUAUCUCAUCUCUCGCGCGAGGAUUUGGAAGAUAUGCUAGUCGAUCCAGCGUAUUUCCAAGCUGUUUUCCACACUUUAACCACGGUGAAGGAGCUCUACCGAGCCCAAGCUGAGCUCGGUCUUGCAAACGAGUCUAUAGCUAAACAGAACCUGUCCGUCCAGGAUGAGGUGUACAGGAUGAGGUCUGAAACCAAAGAUGCCUUCGAUGAAGCUAAGGCAUUGGAAGCGAGAUGGGCCGAAUUGGAACGAGAGCAGAAGGAGGUUUUUCAGCGUUUUAAUCCGCAAUUUUUGCUCAUGCGAUUGAGGCACGCGACAACUGCACAGGAUGAUCUCUCCGAGGCUCUUGCGUCUACAUUUGUCAGAUCAUCAGCAUCCGAGGUCCCCUCGCCAUCUACGAACGGCAAGGAUGUGGAUGACUUCGUGAAAGAGUUUCGAGAAUUGAGAAAGACAUAUCAUAAAAGAGUCAUGUGGGGCGAUCGUUGGGCUGCAGGACAAGUUGCAUGGAGAGAUGACUAG
Messenger RNA from Heterobasidion irregulare TC 32-1, 555 nucleotides. RefSeq lists its product as uncharacterized. The transcript is spliced from 4 exons. The coding region runs from base 1 to 555 and encodes 184 amino acids. The record is from RefSeq and is a predicted model, not a curated record. Gene Ontology annotation, biological process: ubiquitin-dependent protein catabolic process via the multivesicular body sorting pathway; protein targeting to vacuole; protein targeting to membrane. Lineage: Eukaryota; Fungi; Basidiomycota; Agaricomycetes; Russulales; Bondarzewiaceae. Gene Ontology annotation, cellular component: ESCRT I complex.